ACCACCUUCAGUGAUCAAGCAGGCCGAGCUCACAACUUUGACAAGUCGUUGUAUCUGCCAGUCUUUGUUAACAAAUUCUUCGAACCAACAGAAAUGCCAUCUGAUCAGUUCUUUGCAAGGUGGAAAGCGCUUGGACAACCUUCUCAAGAGUGUCAGAAAAUUUUCCCAGCUAAAGUGUCUAUGGAACCGUCUUUGGUCACGCAGCGGCUUACUGGACUUGGCGCAAAGUUGCUGGCUGAUGUCGAUCCAAAUCCGGACAAUUAUGUUUGUGCGGGGAUAAUUCACACGCAAACACAGCAGAUUGGCACACUCAUCCGUUUGGAACCAAAUAAGCAAGCAAAGAUGUAUCGCUUGACAAUUCGAAGCAGCAAGGAUACCGUCUCUGCUUAUCUUGUGGAAGCGCUUGUUGAACAGUUCUAG
Molecule: messenger RNA, 420 nt
Organism: Cylicostephanus goldi
Lineage: Eukaryota; Metazoa; Nematoda; Chromadorea; Rhabditida; Strongylidae
Source: the annotation of a GenBank genome assembly